AUGAAAGUGCCUUUUCCAGGUUGUCGCGGAGUUUUGCCUCCCGAUCCGCGUCUCGGGUGCGAGGGCCGUGAGAAGUGGCGCCGGUUCCGAGAACGAGACCGCGCUAGGGCGUUCGGAACGGGGACAGGCAGUGCUGGCAUCCGUCGCCAACACCGCUGUUUCUCUUUCAGAGGAUACGACGGGAAAGCUGAUCUUCAUGUGGGAAUAACCAACAGUAACGGCGUGGUGUAUAAUUAUGAUGAAGAGGGCAUUCACAGAGCUGAAACUGGGUGGGAACAGUGCAUUAGUAUCCCACUCGUACAGCCAGACAUGUUUGGGCUUCUUCAGCAGUGGGAUGAGCUCCUAGAGGAAUUUUCUGUGGGAGAGGCCUGGCUUCCUCACAGGUAUGAAGAAAAUGACCACAACUGCUACACAUAUGCACUGGCAUUCAUUAACAGUAUACUGACCACACAAGGAAAACGGCAAAUGAGUAAAAGUGAAUUUACAGAGAAAUUUGUGAUCCCACAAACAAAGAAAGCUUCCAAAUACAUUACUCUGCAUCAGGAGCUAACAGCUAACGAUUUCUACAUUGUACCCCUUCUUCCUGAUCAAGAGAAACAGUGUUGA
Nipponia nippon (crested ibis) is the source of this 606-nucleotide messenger RNA. The record is from RefSeq and is a predicted model, not a curated record. NCBI's taxonomy places the organism in Eukaryota, Metazoa, Chordata, Aves, Pelecaniformes, Threskiornithidae.